GUUUCCUGGUCAGUCCGUCCGAUGUUGGAGACGGAGUCACGACUCUGUGGAUAAUCUCCUCGAGCUGUACUUCUAAAUACAUAUGAAGGCGUUAACAGGGCUGCUGCUGUUGGUCUUUGGUCGCGUUGUGUCCUCAGUGCUUCACUCUCUGCAUUAUUCCUACACGGGGUCGUCUGGACUCCCAACCGUCCCAGAGUUUGUUGCUGUUGGGAUGGUGGAUGGAGUUCAGUUUUACUACUAUGACAGCAACACCCAGAGAACAGUCCUCAAACAGGACUGGAUGGAGCAGGUCAUCAGAGAUCACCCCGACUACCUGGAGAGGAGCAUUGGACUCUCUCUGGGUUCCCAGCAGAGCUUCAAAACCAACAUUGGGAUUCUGAUGAAGCGCUUUAACCAGACAGGAGGUGCCCACGUAUAUCAGGAGAUGUAUGGUUGUGAGUGGGAUGAUGAGGAUGGUAUUACUGAUGGUUACGACCAUCAUGGUUAUGAUGGAGAGGACUUCCUAUCGUUGAACCUGAAGACCCUGACCUGGGUUGCUCCAGUACGUCAGGCUAUCACCACCAAACGGACAUGGGAUCAAUAUAGAGGUUAUAAUGAACAGCAGAAGAACUACUACACCAAGGAGUGUGUUGAUUGGCUGAAGAAGUACCUGGUCUAUGGGAGGAGGACUCUGCAGAGAACAGAGCGUCCGCGGGUGUCUCUGCUCCAGAGGAGCCCCUCCUCCCCAGUGGUGUGCCAUGCUACAGGCUUCUACCCUGACAGGGUGGUGGUGUUCUGGAGGAGAGACGGCCAGGAGCUCCAUGAGCAGGUGGACCCCGGGGAGGUCCUCCCCAACCACGACGGGACCUUCCAGGUCAGCGUGGACCUCAACCUCAAGGCCGUCCCACAGGAGGACUGGGGGAGGUACGAGUGUGUGGUCCAGCUGAAAGGCAUCAAGGACAUCUCCACCCCCCUGGACCCCGCCCUCAUCAGGACCAACUGGGGCAAGAGUGGCCUCACCAUCCCCAUCAUCAUUGGGUCUCUUGUUCUCCUCCUCGCUGCUGCUGCUGCUGUUGUUGGAGUCCUUCUGUACAAGAAGCGGAACGCUUCAGACCAGCGACACAAACCAGUUGGUUCUGACACCAGCUCUGAGAACACUGAGGGGCAGAAUCCGCUCCUGAGGCCCAACCUCUGGUUAAAGUUAAAUCAUGAAGAGGCUUCUCACAUUCCUCUUCCUAAAGCAGGGUGGAGUGGAUCGCUGUCAUCUAUAAUCAUCACAAUCUGUUUGGGGACUUCAGCUAACUAAGGAUGUUAUAUUUGCUUAAUUACAUUAACAUUUAUACUUUUUUUUGAUAAAAAACAUAAAUCCGUAAGAAGUGUAAAUCAAUUAGAUCUCUGUAUUUGUGAUCGAUUAACUCAAUGGAUUAAUCCUGCAAUCUUUCACUGACCCUUGGAAACCAUGGCAACGUGACCCCGCCAUGAUAGCCAUUUUGUUUUGGGUCUAACUGCCU
Gadus morhua (Atlantic cod) is the source of this 1490-nucleotide messenger RNA. RefSeq names its product major histocompatibility complex class I-related gene protein-like. The record is from RefSeq and is a predicted model, not a curated record. Bases 83 to 1285 code for a protein of 400 amino acids. The transcript is spliced from 8 exons. NCBI's taxonomy places the organism in Eukaryota, Metazoa, Chordata, Actinopteri, Gadiformes, Gadidae. Gene Ontology annotation, cellular component: external side of plasma membrane. Gene Ontology annotation, biological process: immune response.